ACAUUUAUGAAAGUAUGUGGAUGUUAUCGUUUUAAGAUUAAGAUGGUGUCCGAAGGGUCCCAUAGACGCUACUUCGACCUUUUGAAAAAAUCCACUCCAGAUGGAAAGUUAUCACUGUUCUUAGAUCGCAGAACGUUCAUAGAUCAUUUCAGCCACGUCGAUCCUGUAGAUGGAGUUCUAUUAAUAUCACAAGAUAUAAAGAAUACCGAAUAUGUUUUCUUAAUCUUUACAUGUUCAUAUCGUUUUGGUCGUGAUGAUUUAGAUGUAUUAGGAUUGACAUUUCAAAAAGAAUUAUUAAUUUAUACAAAAUGUUUAUGGCCAAAUCAUUCAUUAAUUAUUGAUAAACAAUUACCUAUUUAUAAUAAUAUAAAAAAUCAAACUAAAAAAACAUGGAAAAAUAAAUUUAAAAGAAAAAUAAAAAAGAAAAUUGAAUCGAUUGAAGAUAUUUCAUCGAUUGUAUUAAGUGAUGAUUCCUAUGGAAUAUUUAGUCAAACUUUAACGAUCAAUGAUUUAUCACCAUUUCAAUUAAAAUUAAUUAAUAAAUGUAAUCAACAUACUAUACCAUUUCGUAUAUUUUUACCUCCAUCCACAUCUCCUUCAUCAGUUGCUAUUCAAACAACCCAAGGAAGCAAUAAUAAACCAUAUGGUAUUAAUUAUGAACUGACCGCAUUUAUUGGUAAACGAAUUGAUGACAAUCAACCAGCAAGUUCAACAGUAACAAUUGUUUUAAGAAAAUUGACUGCUGGACCAAAAAUAACACAUCGUCCUUUAGAACCUAUUAUUGAAUCGAUUAAAAAAUCUAUUAAUUUACCAUGUCAUAAUGGUGAAUUAUUUAUUCAAGCGUCUAUUGAAAAACCGUUGUAUUAUCAUGAUGAAUCUGUAUGUGUAUCAAUAGUAUUGGAUAAUUUAUGUCAAUUACCUGUUAGAAAGUUACAAGUAGCAAUUGUACAAGUUGCUGAAAUUUAUGUCUUGACCAAAGGAACGUAUCGAUCGACAAUAGAUAAGCAUUUCUGCAAAGUUAAUCUACCUCAAGCUGGAGAACAACAAUGGAAAUAUACAACACUGUUAAAUACUAAUUUAACAGAUAAUCUAUUAAAACGUGGUGUUGCAUUAGAUGGUUAUAUAAGACAAGAGAAAAAUUGGUUAGCUUCAUCAACAGUAUUGAAUUUAUCCGAAAACUUUAAAGAAUGUUUAGAAAUGAUGCAAAAUAUUAAUAAAAAUGUAAAUAACUCUACAGAUCUGGUAAUAAAAGCUAAUAAGGAACUACAUGGAAUUGUAAUUUCUUAUUGUGUUCGUGUUAGAUGCUGGAUUGGAAUCAGCCGAUGUUCGUUGUACAUUCCAUUCUUAUUGAUGCAACCGGAGAAAGAGUCUGAAGAAGAGGAUAAUCAUGUAAAUUGUACAAAUAAUCAUACUCUACAUGUGGAUAUCGUUCAAAUUCAUCCUCCAGAAUUAAAAGUGAAUAAUAAUGAAUUAGUGGAAGCAUCAAAUGACAACAAUAAAGAGUAUAGUGUAUAAUGAAGAAUUGAAUAAUUGAAUAUAUAUAUGACUUCAUAAAUAUUCAUUGAUGUAUUUGUAAACAGUUUGUCAAUUGGAUUGGUCUGUGUUAACUUUGUGUUUUGUUUUGUUUUGGUUAUUCUAUUCUUUUUAAAAGGAUAAUACUGUUGUGUUUUUGUUUUCUGUUUUAUUAUUAUUAUUAUUAUUAUUAUUAUUAUUAUAUUGAUGAUAUUUCAUGUUAAUACAAUGUUUCUAGUCAGUUCAUGAACUGGAUCACAACUACUGAUGUUCUAUAUAUACAUACGGUGAUCACUUUCAGCUAUUAUUCGUAUUCAAUAAAUGUAUAAUAAAUGAA
Schistosoma haematobium is the source of this 1849-nucleotide messenger RNA. Its product is annotated as Beta-arrestin-1. Bases 7 to 1515 code for a protein of 502 amino acids. The record is from RefSeq and is a predicted model, not a curated record. Gene Ontology annotation, cellular component: cytoplasm. The transcript has 13 exons. Gene Ontology annotation, molecular function: G protein-coupled receptor binding. NCBI's taxonomy places the organism in Eukaryota, Metazoa, Platyhelminthes, Trematoda, Strigeidida, Schistosomatidae. Gene Ontology annotation, biological process: signal transduction; G protein-coupled receptor internalization.